This is a messenger RNA of Chionomys nivalis (European snow vole), 2523 nucleotides long. Its product is annotated as MAPK-interacting and spindle-stabilizing protein-like. The transcript has 7 exons. Bases 951 to 1928 code for a protein of 325 amino acids. The record is from RefSeq and is a predicted model, not a curated record. NCBI's taxonomy places the organism in Eukaryota, Metazoa, Chordata, Mammalia, Rodentia, Cricetidae.
UACUGCGUCUGCGCGAGCCGUCUCGAGGCUGGAACCGCAUAGCCGCUGCGGGCCGUGGAAAGAGUGUCUUGGAAUAGUCCGCCGACAGGUACAGGCGGCCUUCUCGAAUUGUGUUAAGGGCCAGGACGCGACACCCCUGCGUCUUUAAGGGCUUCAGAUUUGGCUUCUGCGGCCGGCUGGACUCGCUGCUGGUAGGCCCGGACCCUUCCCACUGCUGAACCAACGGGAACGCGGUACCUCCGUGAAUCUGCCAAUAGAGAGCGCUCGGCCGUGGGCAGGCGGGGCCUCUGAGUCUUCCAGCAUCUGGAGCCCAGCACCUGACUCUGAUUGCUUGCUCUGUGGAAAGCCCUUUUAGGGCACCCUCUUCAUAUAAGCACCUGCCAUCUACCCCAUGAGUCACCUUGAGAAACAUGCCACCAUCAGGAACAGAACCCACACCAAGCCUAGUGACUCAGAGUCUCCCACCCAUCCAGAACAAGGAAGAGACAGAAGCUCCUGGGACUUACCCUAAUCUGAGUGUCCAGCUGAAGCAGCAGUUCCCACCACCACACUCCCAUGCAAGAACUAGUCUGACCUUGGACUCUGUAGUCCUGGAUGCUGUUGAACUCCCAACCCUUCCUGCCUCUGUCUUCCCAAUGCUGGGAUUGCAGAAGUACCAGAUGCCUGAUCCAGCCCUUGGAGGAGCUUCCCUAAGCACAAAGCUGGCAGCUGGUGCUUUCCUCAUCAGGGAACUUCUGCCCUCUGCUGGUCGAGACAGGGGAAACAGCUCAGUGCCACCUUGAAAUCCUGAAGGAGACGAAGGCUAACCCUUUUCCAGUGCUGACUGUUGAAGCUGAUGUAUCAAUGCUUCCAUUCCCUGAACUGACAAAGUUUCCUUUAUGAAGCAGAUUUAAGCGUCAGCUUGCUCAGGUCGUUUCUCCAUUGCCUGUCUCUUCGGAUUCAUCACCACUAUGCGUCAUGCUUCAGGUUUAGGUCCUGCUGGGAGAAUGUCAGAUGAAUUUUUGUUGGCAUAUGUGAGCAACAUAAAAGCUGGCCCAGCUCCUCAAGGCUGGCUAGGUUCCGGCCCUCGGAGUAACCUAAGUGCUCCACCAGCUGUGCUGUCUGGACUACCACUAAGUGCAGCACCCUCUGCUUUGCCUUUUCGACCAGCACCAACAGGAAUAUAUCCCUCCAUUCCUCCAACUGGACCACCACCAGGAACCCCAGCAUCCUUUCUUCCUCCUGGACCCUCAUGUCCCCAACCUAGUGGUCCUUAUCCAGCCCCUGCUAUACGGGGCCCUGGUCCCACAGGGCCAUAUGCUACACCAAAUAUGCCCUUUCCAGAGCUACCUAAGCCAUAUGGUGCACCCACAGAUCCAGCUGCAGCUGGUUCUUUAGGUCCACGGGGAUCUGUGUCUUCUGGACUUUGGGCAUCAGGAAUGGGAGGGCAGCAUCCCACAGCUCUUCCUCCAGUGUCAGGAGCACUGCCUGUUCCAUGGGGUACUGUGCCACCGGAAGCCUGGGGACCACCAGCACCAUAUACUGCCCCUGCAGGAUCAUAUCCCACACCAGGACCCCGUUCUUCUCCAAAUAAUCCAUACCAAGUACCUUCAGGACCUUCUGAUACUCCGCCAGUGCCUGGUGGCCCCGAUAAAACGAGCGAAGUGCCAGGUGGCUCUUCCCGUCCUGAGGCAUCCAGCCAGGAGAGCAUCCCAGAGACCACUGGACAAACGAAGCAACUGAAGGUAGAUGACAAACUCAUCAAGAGGAGGCGUCCUAAGAAGAAGAGUAAGCCAGUAACUUGGGGAGACAUCAAGACUUUAACUCAUGAAGCUGAGACCUUGGGGAAACAACAAGGGCACAAUACUACUGACCCAAAAAUGAUGCUGUUAUGUUUAAUGACUAUAUUACAUGUUAAUUCUCAGCGUAGCAAUGCAGAAUCAAAGUGAUUUUUGUCAGCGGGGAUAAAAGGCACACCUGUAAUACCUGUAAUAAAUAGUAUGAUGUUGUUUUGCCAAAACAAAAAGACCAAAAAAAAAAAAAACAAAACACUACCACCAGUCAACUUUUUUGUUCUGGACUUUGUCCAUCUUUGUGGGCUUGGUUGUUAGUGGGGCACCUUCAAGGGACAGCUAGGCACUCAGGUUUCACCAGUAUAUCAACCAGCAUCAAGUUCUGGCCCGCUCUAUUGCAGAGGACACAGAAGCAACAACAGCUCAGGGCUUCCCAGUACCCUUGUUCUCCGUUAGGAUCUGUCCCUAUUCUUCCAGGUCAGUGACCAGUGAUCAGGGCCGCAACACUUCCUGGGUUCCUAGUGAAGACCAGGCCUAAACCAGGAAGAAGCUGUCCCUGAAGCUUGGCACCUGCCUCUUCUGAGACCCCUUACCCUGGACCUUCCAGUUAGGCACUCCUCCGCCUUCACCAAGUUUCCUUGGUUGGGGUGUCAGGGUUGCCUCAGAGAGGCUCCCCUUUUCAGAUGCUACAUGCACUUUGUGGGUGACGUGCUGCUACAUGUGACCUUGUUAGAAGGAAAAUACUGACCGU